GGCCCGGAAGGGACCAGUCGCGCUUCCGUCCCCGGGGGGGAGGCACGGAGGGCGGAGCAGCAGCCAGAGGACGCUACGCGAGCCCAGUUCCGGCGAGGAGGCCGCGCCAGUGACAGCGAUGGCGGCGGAGUCGGCGCUCCAAGUUGUGGAGAAGCUGCAGGCGCGCCUGGCCGCGAACCCGGACCCGAAGAAGCUAUUGAAAUAUCUGAAGAAACUCUCCACCUUGCCUAUUACAGUAGACAUUCUUGCGGAGACCGGGGUUGGGAAAACGGUAAAUAGCUUGCGAAAACACGAGCAUGUCGGAAGCUUUGCCAAGGACCUAGUGGCCCAGUGGAAGAAGCUGGUUCCUGUGGAACGAAACACUGAGCCUGAUGAACAGGACUUUGAGAAGAGCAAUUCUCGAAAGCGCCCCAGGGAUGCCCUUAAGGAGGGGGAGGGGGAGGGGGACUACCCAGGCAGCUGGAGAGCCUCCGGCAGCCAGUCGUGCAGUCCUGAUAACAGGCAGAAGAAACACAGAAAACUCCCGGAGCUUGACCGGCCUCACAAAGUAUCUCACAGUCAUGAGAGGAGAGACGAGAGAAAGAGGUACCACAGAGCUUCUCCAGUUUACUCUUCAGACCACGAAUCUUCGGACUACGGCCAUGUUCAGUCCCCACUGUCAUCCGCCAGCCCUCAUCAGAUGUCUGUGGACCAUUACAGAUCCCUGGAGGAGGACCACGAGCCCUUUGUUUCACACCAGAAGCCUGGCAAAGGCCACAGUAAUGCCUUUCAGGACAGACUGGGGGUCAGUCAAGAACGACACCUGGGUGAAGCCCAGGGGAAAGAGGUCGUGAGUCAGAGCAAGGAGCACAGAUCUUCCCAUAAAGAAAAACGUCCGGUGAAUUCCAAAGGAGAUGAGAAGUCGUCUUUGAGCAGAGAAAAAUCACACAAGGCCAUCUCCAAAGAGGAAAACCGGCGGAGGCCACCCUCAGGGGACAGUACAAAGGAGAAAGCGCCCUCUAGUGGUGUCAAGAAAGAGAAGGAAAAAGAGGGCAGCACCAAGAAGCUUUUACCCCCCUUGGAGGUGGCAUCAGACAACCACCUUAAAAAGCCAAAAUACAGAGACCCAGAGAAAACCAAAUCAGACAAAAACAAGCAGAGUCUAGAAAGCUUAGACACAGGCAAGGGGGCAGGAGACCUGUUGCCCAAGGCAAAAGAGAAGGUUUCUAACAACCUAAAGGCUCAAGAAGGAAAAGUAAAACCUUCUCAUUUAGAUAGAAAGUCCGUGGGCUCCUUCCUUAAAGCUGAGGAGGCAGACGUGGAUGAUGAAUUCGAGCAGCCCACCAUGUCUUUUGAGUCAUACCUCAGCUAUGACCAGCCCCGGAAGAAAAAGAAAAAGAUCGUGAAAACUUCAACCACGACUCCUGGAGAAAAAGGAUUAAAAAAAAAUGAUUCAAAAAGCACUAGUAAAAACUUGGACUCAGUUCAGAAACUACCUAAGGUGAACGAAAACAAGUCAGAGAAGCUUCAGCCAGCUGGAUCCCAUUCAGCCAAGCUGAAAAAGGUCCCCAGCGAUGUGCUGCCAGUGUUACCAGACCUUCCAUUACCUGUGAUACAGGCCAAUUACCGCCCACUUCCUUCCCUUGAAUUGAUAUCUGCCUUCCAACCAAAGCGAAAAGCACUCUCCUCAUCCCAGGAAGAGGAAGAAGCUGGAUUCACCGGACGAAGAAUGAAUUCCAAGAUGCAGGUCUAUUCUGGUUCCAAGUGUGCCUAUCUCCCCAAAAUGAUGACCUUGCACGAGCAGUGCAUCCGGGUGCUUAAAAACAACAUUGACUCAAUCUUUGAAGUGGGAGGCGUCCCAUAUUCUCUCCUUGAACCUGUUUUGGAGAGGUGUACACCUGAUCAGUUAUAUCGCAUAGAGGAGUACAAUCACGUAUUAAUUGAAGAAACGGAUCAAUUAUGGAAAGUUCAUUGUCACCGAGACUUUAAGGAUGAAAGGCCAGAGGAGUAUGAGUCGUGGCGGGAGAUGUACCUGCGGCUUCAGGAUGCGCGAGAGCAGCGGCUGCGACUCCUCACAAAGAAUAUCCGAUCUGCGCACGCCAAUAAGCCCAAAGGCCGACAAGCAAAAAUGGCCUUUGUCAACUCUGUGGCCAAGCCACCUCGUGAUGUUCGGAGGAGGCAGGAGAAGUUUGGAACAGGAGGUGCAGCUGUGCCUGAGAAAAUCAGGAUCAAGCCGGCGCCGUACCUCUCAGGAAGCAGCCGCUUGGGCAGUGGCGGCAGCAACAGCUUUAACGCCAGCCCCGAGGAGCCGGCCUACGACGGCCCGAGUACCAGCAGUGCGCACUCGGCACCCGUGGUCAGCAGCACUGUUUCCUGUGAUCCUAGGAAACCGACUGUGAAGAAAAUUGCCCCAAUGAUGGCCAAGACGAUUAAAGCGUUCAAGAACAGAUUCUCCCGACGAUAAACUGAGGACUUAGCUUGGAAAUGACUUAGCUUGGAAAUGAAAUUUGCGGGGAGGAAUACGAGGACAGGGUGGGGGGGUUGGGGAAUGGAACUUCCAGAGAAGACCAGGAUCUUUCGCUUCGUGGAGGCUUUUGGUCUCCAAGUCCUGCACAGUCAGCAGGCGUCGUGCCUGUGCCUGUGUCCGCAGCUGCCGCCUCCCUGCCUGGCGAGCACUUCCGAGUUCUGAAGAUGUGAAGCCUCACGCUCACUGAGGAUUUUAAGGUCAAUUGUACCUUUGUUGCUAAUUACCUUCUUUGUAAACUAUAAGACAUAGUUUUAAUUAAUAAAUAUUGCCCCCAGAUUGUAUUUAUAUUA
Orcinus orca (killer whale) is the source of this 2796-nucleotide messenger RNA. It is a transcript of the gene ELOA, whose product is annotated as elongin A. The transcript has 11 exons. NCBI's taxonomy places the organism in Eukaryota, Metazoa, Chordata, Mammalia, Artiodactyla, Delphinidae. Gene Ontology annotation, biological process: transcription elongation by RNA polymerase II. Gene Ontology annotation, cellular component: elongin complex; nucleus. Gene Ontology annotation, molecular function: protein binding. The record is from RefSeq and is a predicted model, not a curated record. The coding region runs from base 119 to 2443 and encodes 774 amino acids.